Ectocarpus siliculosus is the source of this 759-nucleotide messenger RNA. Lineage: Eukaryota; Phaeophyceae; Ectocarpales; Ectocarpaceae. The record is from the annotation of a GenBank genome assembly.
AUGCUCUCGUCUGUACUCAAGGGCUACAAGCCCACGUUUACCUACAGCUCUAUCUUCACAGGGUUCGCAGUAGACCGCGUUCCGAUGCAAAAGGCAGACGAGAUCCGACUAGAUAACCGGGUGCUCAAGGUGGUGGAGAACCGCGUGGUGAGCGCGUUAAGCAAGGAGCUCCUCAUCGAAACGUUACAGACCAAGUACACCGUCGUCAACCGCGACACCGGGGAGUUAUACGAUGUGCGGGAGAUCGACACGUCGAUGCCCUACCGCUACUCCGUCCUGCCGCACAACAUGCGUGUGCCAAGCAAGGCGCGGCAGCUCUUGGGCAUUAACGAACAACCCACGCACGUCCCACCGAAGGCGGCCAAGGUGUUUGGCCACAACCCGUACCGUCAGCACGUGACUCCGCGGGACGGAAACAUCACGGAUAAGGCGGCGCAGGUUCUCGGGGUGAUACCGCAGUCUGCGGGGGCGGGGGGCAGGGGUGGGGGGGGGUACAGGCGGCCGCACGUGGGGCGAGGUCCGCGAGGAACGGUGGAGGAAGAGGACGACGCGGACUGGGGGGAGCCGCUCGAUUCUAUGGGAGAUGACGAUGGGAUGGGGAUGUUGCACGCCCACGGACGAGGUGUCUAUAUGGGAAGUUCUCAGAGACCCGCAGAGAUGACUUCGGACGGGCCGUAUGACGACGAGGAGGAGGGGGACGAUCUCCCCGUGGCGCUUUGGAGGCAGCAGAGGCGAGGGCACGGCACCCUCAACCAAUGA